Molecule: messenger RNA, 777 nt
Organism: Rosa chinensis
Lineage: Eukaryota; Viridiplantae; Streptophyta; Magnoliopsida; Rosales; Rosaceae
Exons: 1
Coding region: 1-777 (258 amino acids)
Source: RefSeq, a predicted model, not a curated record
AUGCCGGUUUAUGCAAAAUUUCUAAAGGACUUGUACACCCAUAAGAAGAAAAUAAAGAAUGAUGAGUGGUUUGAAAUUUGUGAGGAGGUUAGUGCUAUCUUGCAAGGACGGAUCCCCCCAAAACUCAAAGAUCCAGGGAGCUUUAAUAUCUCUUGCACUAUUAGUGAGAAAGUCUUUGAUAGAGCUUUGAUGGACCUUGGUUCAAGUGUUAACAUUAUUUCUUUUGAGACUUUUCAUAAACUUGACCUUGGGCCUAUUAAAGCUACUCCUAUAUAUUUGCAACUUGUGGACUGGAGCAUUAUUAGAGCUAUGUGCGUUGUUGAAGAUGUAUUAAUUAAAGUUGACAAUUUCUACUUACCGGCGGAUUUGGUGGUAUUGGAUAUGGAUGAUGGAGCUCAUUGUGACAAGGACAUACCUAUCAUUCUUGGUAGACCUUUUAUGGCGACCGCGGGGAUAAAAAUUAAUGUUCAAAAGGGCACUAUCAAAAUGAAGGUGUUGGGUGAAAAAGUAUUACUCAAGAGGCUUGAACCCAUUUACCCUCCGGAUGUGGUAAAAAGUGUGCUUUCUAUUAACUUGGUCAAGGGAAAUGAAGCAAAGAGAGAUAGAAUUUUUGGCCCAUUGAACCAAGUUGCACACCACAACCAAGAGUCAUUGGUAUCCAGUUCUUCCUCUAAUUUCCAAGUGUUUUCAAUUUCUACUCUUGAUGAGCUAAAUGUGAAUGCAAAUCCCCCAUUGAGUGAGGAGCAAAAGAAUCAAAUCAAGACUUCAAGACAAUAA